Messenger RNA from Lemur catta (Ring-tailed lemur), 3023 nucleotides. It is a transcript of the gene ZNF484, whose product is annotated as zinc finger protein 484. Gene Ontology annotation, biological process: negative regulation of transcription by RNA polymerase II. The coding region runs from base 406 to 2979 and encodes 857 amino acids. The transcript is spliced from 5 exons. NCBI's taxonomy places the organism in Eukaryota, Metazoa, Chordata, Mammalia, Primates, Lemuridae. The record is from RefSeq and is a predicted model, not a curated record. Gene Ontology annotation, molecular function: DNA-binding transcription repressor activity, RNA polymerase II-specific.
CCCGCUGGUCCUGGGAUGCAAAAGGAAGUAGGUCGGUUUCUAGUUCUUGCGACUGUUAUCACCGCUGGAGGCAAAUGACCACUAUCCUAAGAGAGCGUGGGUGACGGGCAGGGAGCGCAGGAAUGGGAGCAUCUAUGGGCUGAGUGAGAAGGGUCGCCGAUGUCCGUGAUGAGCCAUCGGGUCAGUGAUGGGGGCGGUCACUGGAUGGAAUAGUGGGGGUUGGAGUGAUCUCUGAUCGUGGAUCUGCGGGAGGAGCGAGGGCGGGCUGUGGUCACAGUGGGGUCUCGGGUGGUGGAUCUGCGGGCGGAGCGAGGCGGACUGUGGAACCUGUUGGGGAGGAUAAUUGUGGAGACUGAGUGAGGAGGGAUCUGAGAGAUCUCUGCUGCUUUCCCAAAAGAGCCAAAAAUGACCAAGUCCCUGGGAUCAGUGUCAUUCAAGGACGUAACUGUAGACUUCAGCAGGGAAGAGUGGCAGCAAUUGGACCUUGCUCAGAAAAGUCUGUACAGGGAUGUGAUGCUGGAAAACUAUUUCAACUUGAUCUCAGUGGGGUGUCAAGUUCCCAAACCAGAAGUUAUCUUCAACUGGGAGCGAGGAGAGGAGCCCUGUGUGUUGGAAGGUGGGCUCUCCUGUCAGAGCUAUUCAGAUGGGGAUAUUAGUUUUGAACUUUCACAACAAGGAAUGUCUGAAGAAGUUUCUUUCCAGUCUGAGAGAAUUAAUCUCUUCACAAGAGAAGACCCAUAUUCCAUUUUAGAAGAAUUGUUGAAAGAUGAUAAACAGACAAGAAGAUAUGAGGAAUACCAGAACAAACCUUUAAGUCAUGUUACCUUCAUCAACAAGGAAACAGUAGCUAAUGAGAAGGGCUGUAAAUAUAAGGACAUUGGAAAAACAGUUCAUGUAAACCAACACCUUGUUCCUUCGAGAAAAAGACUCUGUAAUGAUGACUCAUUUGGAAAGAACUUGGAGCCUAUUGUAAGCUUAUAUAAUUAUAAUGGGAACAAUGCAACAGAAAAUCUUGAUGAGAUUGUCAGAUAUGGUGAUAUUUUUACUCAUAUGAAUUCUCAUACAGAAGUGAACACUUGUGAAGAUAAUCAGUGUAGGAAAUUUCUGAGUCAUAAGCAAGCUCUCAUUCAACAUCAGAAAGUUCAUACUGAGGAGAAUCUCUGUUUGUUUUCUGACAGUGUAAAAGCUUUCUCCAAGAAGUCACACCUCUUUGCACAGCAGAGUAUUUGCACUGAAGAAAAACAGUGUGAAUGCAGCAAAUGUGAGGCAGUCUUCACUCAGAAGCCCCAACUUGCUGCACAUCAGAGGGUUUACACAAGGGGGAAAGCCUGUAUAUUCACUGAAUAUGGGAAGAAUUUUCCCCUCAAGUCAAACCAUCAGGAAACUCACAAUGAGGAGAAUUACUAUAAAUGCAAUGAAUAUGAAAGAGCCUUUAUCCAGAAGUCAGAUCUGUUCAGAUGCCAGAGAAUUCGUACUGGAGGAAAACCCUAUGAAUAUAGUGAAUGUGGGAAAAACUUCUCUCAAAUUUCAGACCUCAGUAUACAUAAAAAACAUCAUACUGGAGGGAAACACUUUGAAUGUACUGAAUGUGGAAAAGCCUUCACAAGAAAAUCAACACUAAGUAUGCAUCAGAAAAUUCAUACAGGAGAAAAACCCUAUGUAUGUACCGAAUGUGGGAAGGCCUUUAUCCGGAAGUCACAUUUUAUUACACAUGAAAGAAUUCAUACUGGAGAGAAACCGUAUGAAUGCAGUGACUGUGGAAAAUCCUUUAUUAAAAAGUCACAACUCCAUGUGCAUCAGCGAAUUCACACAGGAGAGAAUCCCUUUAUAUGUUCAGAAUGUGGGAAAGUCUUCACUCACAAGACAAAUCUCAUUAUACACCAGAAAAUUCAUACUGGAGAAAGACCCUAUGUGUGUACUGAAUGUGGGAAGGCCUUUACUGACAGGUCAAAUCUCAUUAAGCACCAAAAAAUUCAUACUGGAGAGAAACCCUAUAAAUGCAAUGACUGUGGAAAAUCAUUCAUCUGGAAGUCACGGCUCAGGAUACAUCAGAAAUGUCAUACUGGAGAGAGACAUUAUGAAUGCAGUGAAUGUGGGAAAGCGUUCAUUCAGAAGUCAACACUAAGUAUGCACCAGAGAAUUCAUAGAGGAGAAAAGCCCUAUGUUUGCACUGAAUGUGGGAAGGCCUUCUUCCACAAAUCACAUUUUAUUACACAUGAGAGAAUUCAUACUGGAGAGAAACCCUAUGAAUGCAGUGAUUGUGGGAAAUCCUUCACUAAGAAAUCACAACUCCAUGUUCAUAAGCAAAUUCACACAGGAGAGAAACCCUAUAGGUGUGCUGAAUGUGGAAAGGCUUUUACUGACAGAUCAAAUCUCUUUACACACCAGAAAAUUCACACUGGAGAGAAACCCUAUAAAUGUAGUGACUGUGGAAAAGCCUUCACUCGGAAGUCAGGCCUCCAUAUACAUCAGCAAUCGCAUACUGGAGAAAGGCAUUAUGAGUGCAGUGAAUGUGGGAAAGCCUUUGCAAGGAAAUCAACACUAAUUAUGCAUCAGAGAAUUCAUACAGGAGAGAAGCCCUAUAUCUGUACUGAAUGUGGGAAGUCCUUCAUCCAGAAGUCACACUUAAAUAGACACAGAAGAAUUCAUACUGGAGAAAAACCCUAUGAAUGCAGUGACUGUGGGAAGUCUUUCAUUAAGAAGUCACAACUCCAUGAGCAUCAUCGAAUUCACACAGGAGAGAAACCAUAUAUAUGUUUUGAGUGUGGAAAGGCCUUCACCAUUAGAUCAAAUCUUAUUAAACACCAGAAAGUUCACACUAAACAGAAACCCUAUAAAAGCAGUGACUUUGGGAAAACCCUAAACUGGAAGCCACAACUCAGUAUACAUCAGAAGUCGGACACUGAAGAAGUAGAGUGCCCAAUGCCACAGUUAUGGUGUGGGGAAGGAGGUGACCAAGGCCAAUUUUCUUCUAUCUAGUCAGAACUAUGCAUAUCUGGAUCACAUAGCUAAUGUCCGGUUUC